AUGGAAACCCUCCUCCAAGCCGCGCACCGAAAAUGGACACAUUCAGACGAAGCGGAAAUCGAACAAAACUGGUUCCACUUUGAAAAGGCCCUGCUCCGCAACCAGCGCUGGUCCUUUGGCCGGCUCAACCUCGCGACCCUCGAGACCUUUCAGGACAUGUACUGCCACCUGCAGUUUCGGGUGCGCGUGGCCGAAAAGGCCUGCGGCGAGGCCGCCGAUGCCAUCCUCGAGCUCCAGGACCAGCUCGACGAGCGGACGCGCGAGCUCGACAUGCACGAGGAGUUGGGCGAGCGGCUGGGCCAGUUUCGGGACUUUGUCGCGGAGCAAGACGCCGCAAAUGGAGACGGGUCCCAGGGCGAGGAGAGGGAUAGGGGUCGCGCGCGUGCCCAGGCUGGAUCCGGGGCCAUUGUGGCUGGGGAACAAAUUCACGAGAUUGCGACGCUUCGCCAACAGCUCGAGGAGGCCGAGAUUCAAAAAGAAGGGCUCGAGAGCGCGCUGCAGACGACGCGCUUUCAGAUGCAAGAGCUCCAGAUCGCGGUCGAGGCGACGGCCAAGCAAGCCAGCCGGGACACGGACACGGGCGAGGAUCAGCUCCACGAUUUGCAGUACCGUCUACAGGAGACAGAGGCGGAGCUCACGAGAUCGAUGCAGAAGUUCGAGCAGCUCGAGCUCGAGAGCCAGUCGAUCGAGUCUGAGCGGAGACAGCAGAUUGUCGACCUCGAGUCCCAGCUCAGGGCCCAGGAGAGCGAAAACGCCGCAGCCGUCAGAGAGGAGGCUGCGCAGCAUCAUCUCAAAGUUAUCGACCUGGAGUCGAGGGUAAAAGCAAGGGAAAAAGAAGCCGCCGCCGGGGCCCAGAGGAUCGCCGACCGCAACAAGCGUAUUGCGGACCUCGAGACGCAAUUGCGCGCCAAGGAGCGUCAAGGGACCGCGGCAAAGGAAAGGGUGGCCGAGCUGGAAGAGCUGCUCCAAGCGGCCUCUGAAAAAUACACCCGGGCUCAAGACAACGUCCGGCAGCUAUUCGACCAAGUCCAGGAUUUCCGAGGCAAUCUGCGCGUCAUGUGCAGAGUCCGCCCCCGACUCGGCGCUCGUGAAGACGAACUGCUAGAGAUGGCGACGGCCAUGGGCGCUGGCAGCAACCAUCCGCAAGUCCUCAAGAUGCCCAAGCGCAUGGCGCGAACCGCUGCCGAUAUUGAGACUUUCCAAAUGGAGCGGGUAUUUGAUGAGAGCGAUCGAAACGAGGACAUCUUUGACGAGGUCGGCCAGCUCGUCAUGUCCGCCAUCAAUGGCCGGAACGUGUGCAUAUUCGCGUACGGGCAGACGGGGAGUGGCAAGACACACACCAUGAAUUUCCCCUGGAACGAGAAGAACGCCCCCGAAGACGACGAGGAUGUGGACUUUGGCAUCAUUCCCCGCUCGGUCGACAUGAUUUCAGAGUUCAUGCGGGAGAACGAGGGUAUUUGGCGGUUGUCGGUGUCGGGCAAGUACAUUGAGAUCUAUGCCGAAAAGGUCUACGACCUGCUCCGAGAGGGUCGAGGCGGCGCACCUUCCGAGGUGGCCGUCAAGUACGCCAAGGUCAACGGCGCCGACGUCCACGAGGCGGAAAGCACCGAGGUGGAAUUGACGGAUCAAGACGACGGCAACUUUGAGGACAAGGUCCAGGACCUGCUCUUCCACGCGUCGGCCAACCGCCGGACGCGGACCACGGUGGGCAACGCGCAGUCGUCGCGGAGUCACUGCGUCUUGACCCUGCGCAUCGUCGCUGAGCGCGUCGACGGUCGAUCCGAGGCCGUGACCGAGGGUCUGCUCAACCUCAUUGAUCUGGCUGGCUCAGAAAAGCCUAGCACGACAGACAAGGCCAGCCAGGCCGAGGGGAUCCAGAUCAACAAGUCACUAUCUGCGCUUCGAAAAGUUCUGGGCGACAUGGCGAACCCUCGUGUAAAGCACGUUAGUUUCCGCGAGUCCAUUUUGACAAAGCUCCUCCAGUCCAGCCUCGGCAACGGAUGCAAGACAAUGAUGUUUGUCAUGGUAAGCCCAUUGAAAAAGGACAAGGAGGAAACGCGAAAUACACUCGAGUUUGCCAUGACCGCUCAGCAGGCAAAACUAAAGACGCAAGCAAAGACCUAG
This is a messenger RNA of Pestalotiopsis fici W106-1, 2124 nucleotides long. RefSeq lists its product as uncharacterized. Gene Ontology annotation, biological process: microtubule-based movement. The record is from RefSeq and is a predicted model, not a curated record. NCBI's taxonomy places the organism in Eukaryota, Fungi, Ascomycota, Sordariomycetes, Amphisphaeriales, Sporocadaceae. Gene Ontology annotation, molecular function: microtubule motor activity; ATP binding; microtubule binding. Gene Ontology annotation, cellular component: kinesin complex; microtubule. The transcript has a single exon. Bases 1 to 2124 code for a protein of 707 amino acids.